Molecule: messenger RNA, 747 nt
Organism: Dacryopinax primogenitus
Lineage: Eukaryota; Fungi; Basidiomycota; Dacrymycetes; Dacrymycetales; Dacrymycetaceae
Product: NADP-binding protein
Exons: 4
Coding region: 1-747 (248 amino acids)
Source: RefSeq, a predicted model, not a curated record
AUGGCACCAACGGUAUACCUCGUAUCCGGCACCAACCGUGGUAUUGGGCUUGCACUAGUGACACAACUUGCCACGCUCCCAGAAACGAUCGUUUUCGCUGGCACACGCGAUCCCGCAUCAGCCAAAGAUCUGCACGCUCUUCAGUCGAAGUACCCAGACAAAGUACACAUCGUGAAGCUCACCUCAGCGAACAAGGAAGACAACGCCGCUGCGGUCGCCAAUAUUGAAGAGGUAGCUGGAAGGCUGGAUGUUGUGAUUGCCAAUGCCGGCAUCUCGAAUGCUCUCUAUACACCUCUCGAAGUGCCGAUGGAGGCCAUGAAGGAACAUUAUGAGGUCAAUGUUCUUGGUCCGCUUGUUCUGUUCCAAAAUGUGUAUCCACUCCUCCAAAAGAGUACUUCAAAGCCCAAGUUCGCGGUUGUUUCGUCUUAUGUUGGCAGCAUUGCCGGGGGAACAAUGGUGCGAGCGAAUUCCACUGCAUAUGGGACUAGCAAAGCUGCGGUCAACUGGUUGUCUGCGAAGUUGUAUCAUGAGUACCCUGAUCUGAUUUCCAUCUCGUUCCACCCUGGCCUCGUGGAUACGGACAUGUCAGCCUACGCCAUCGCACGAUCCCCCGAAAUGGCCCAUAUUCCGAUGAUCACCAGCGAGGAGUGCGCGAAAGGGAUUCUGAAUGUUCUGGAGACGGCUGAGAAGCGCGAGGGAGAAGGCCCGAAGUUCACCAACUGGGAUGGCUCUAUGUCGCCCUGGUGA